AAGGCAGAGUUAACCUUGAGGUGGACGAGAAUCGAACUCCUGGAGUGAGCAGUGAGUUAGCCUGCAGUGCUGCAUUCUAACCACCAUGGCUCAUAUGUACUUUUUUACAUAUGUUGUACAAAGACACACAAAUUUAAAAGGAAUUAUUUGAAAAUCUCAGUGUAUUGAAAUUAUAGAACAGUUCAUAUAUUUUAAUGUUAUAGAACCUUUCCUUUAGAGCAUUAAUAUAAUAAUAAAUGGCAUUGUACAUUAUUGUAACAUUGUAAUUAUUCUAUUUCUUUUCUGGUUAUUUUUUUUCUAAAACUGCAUAGUAACCAUUCAGUAUAUUUGUCAGAAUAAACUGCUGCCAACUUCUACAUUUCCUCUUUUUACAAAACUGCCUGUAUUAGUAUUUUUAAUCAUAGGAUAUUUUAAAAUGCUAGUGAAUUAAAGUUAAGAAUCCUCACUAUUUAGCAUGACAUGAUAAACAGGACAAAGUCUGGUCUCACAAAUAACAUUAGGUGUUUUGCUUAUUGCUAGGUAUAUAAAAUUAGUUAACCUAUAACAAGGAUACAGGAAAAGCUUUACAGAAGUCUGCCUUGUAGGCAGAAAGCUUGCCAAAUGGGAAGUGAUUCAUCGUCUCUGAAUGGGAUGAGCACUAAACAGAAAUAGUUUAAAUUUGAGAUUUAUUUGGCUCACAUACUACCAGUAAAUGAUUAUAACUGUCUCUCUCUUCUGUGUCUCAUUAUUCUGUUCCCCAGAAUUUAUCAGACCCAAAAUACUGUGCCAGAAAUGGUUUUUCAUCAGCUGUAUGAAGACUUAAAUAUUGACAGGUUUAAAUUAUAUCCAUAUAUACAACAUUUAUGUUCUUCAAUUAGAAGAUUAGUUUUAUGAUAGCAGUGAUGCAUGAAAGGCAAGAAUGUCAUGAUUUACUGGAUCUAAAGCAAGUUAUUAAAUUUUAUUGUUUAUUUACUGCCUUUGUAUCCUCUGGGAACUCCAGGCAACAGACCUGUUUGUCUUCCUCAUUUUAACCUCACAACAACUGUUUGAAGGAGUGCUUUUCAACUUUGACUGGUUAAAGAUGUGUAAACUUUAACUCCCAGAAUGGUAUGCUACGCUGUACUGUCUGGAGAAUUCUGGGAGUUUUAUUUUAUUUACCUGGUUUUUUUUAUCCCUCCUUUAUUAGUUUUACAAAUAGUUUAAGGUGGUGAAUAUAUUCAACAUACCUUCUUCCUCCUGUUUUCCCCACAACAACAGUUCUGUGAAGUGGGUUGGGCUGAGAGAGAGCACUGGCCCAAGGCUUUCAUGGCUAAGGUGGGACUUGAAUUCACUGUCUCAUGGUUUCUAGUCUGGUGCCUUCACCACUUGACCAAACUGUCUCUUAGUUGAAGUCCACACAUCUUCAAGUUGCCACGGUUGAGAAAUACAAGUUUGAAGUAAGCUGGAAUUGAGAAGAAUAACCACAGAGUAUUAGUGAAAAGCAAAAUGCUCCAUCUGUCCUAAGUUUCUCAGUUCUGUAGGAACUGGGCUACCUCUAAAGCUUGCUUCUUCCAAUAGACAGAGAGUGUUGGGCAAACGCAUUCCGGAAAACUAAUGUUUAUUUGUAUCGUUUUGGGGUAUUCUUUAACCAGAAUCUAUCGUAUAUGUUAAAAGCACUGGAUAAAGUUCAGAUCACAUUGUAGGUUGCAAUAUUGUAGGAUUAUGGAUGGUUCCUUCUUCAAAGUAAGUGUUGGGAAUUGUUGAAGAUGUGAUUGCAGUCAUGCAGUGCUGUCUUCACUCUUUCACCCCACACUUACUUGCAGUAUUGAUGUUAUGUAGUUGGGUAAUGAAACAUCUGCAAAACAGCCAAGCUCAAAGAGUACCAACAACUAUGCUUCAUUGUUUGGUCACAUUGUAUUAUCUAAUACUCAGUACUUCUACUUGGAUUAAUUGGAUCUUGUGUUCUUCAGCAUCAGGAUGUACUAACAGAUGUCGUCUAAGAAUAAAUUAUAAAGUAUAAAACUAAUAAAGAAGCACCAAACCCAAUUAAUUUAAUAUAUUUUUGCUUUCAUUUCAGAGUUUGAAAAAUGCCUGGUUGUUGUUUCUAGGGAGCAGAGAUGUAUGGUAUAUCUGAAAGAGCCUGUAGAAAUUAAAAAGUUAAUUUUGCAAGUUCUCAUAACUAUUAUAUGCAGGUUUACCCCUUCUCCUUUAUUAGUGUUUCAUUGUCUUUUGUUUUUUUGACAAUUAAGUAAAUAAUGUAGAAUUUUAACAAAGAUGUGAAUAAUAGAAUGAAUCCAGAAACAUAAUUAACUGUAAGCAAAUUAUUUUAUAUGUGUUUUCAGUUUUAACUCUGACAUAGGAUGGAAAAAUUGGAGGAAUUGUGGAAAACGAAACCUUUUGUUUACUGUAAAACAAUACCAUGAAGUAGAUAUGAUAUUUAAAGCUGGAGUCUAAACAUGAUGGAUAUAGGCAGUCUCCAUUUGGUUAUGUCUAUAAGUCACUCAGAAAUCUUAAGUACAGAUCAGCAACUGGCUUUUUUUUUUAAGUAACAGUCACAAAUAACAGUCUUGUCCUCAUUGUAAAUUAUUCUGCUGAAACAAAUGUGGACAUAAAUGCAUUUUUCUGAACUCUGUAUUAUGUCUGGAUAUUCUUACUAUUCUGUUACUUCAUUUUAGUUUUAGGUCUGGAGGUUGCGUGAGACUUUCAAUGUAAUCUAUGAUGACAUGGAUUGUAUUAGAUCUUCCUCUGACAUUAUUGUACUGUUAUUGUGCUUUUGUUAGUAUUAUUUUUUAUGCUGCAUUGUUGGUUUUAAUCCUGUGUUUUAACCUUAGAAUUGCAAGAAUGGUGAGGUAAAUUGAGUGAGUAAAUAAAUAAAUUGCAGUCAUCUUUAGUUGGUAGAUCUUGGGAUGGAGAAUAUAGUAAAGAUGGAAGAAAAAAAGAAACACAGGGAAGUGAACUGUCAGAAGAAGAAUGGUGAACUUUGGAUGACUGCACAACAGACUUAUCUGCCAUCUGCCCCACUAACUUCUUGGCUAGUCACUGAGGGAGCAAACAAGGAGGAUCUUACCUAAUCUGGGUGGCACUAUUUUGUGACCUCUAGCAGAUCAUCACAGAGAGCAGACAGCCUAUCAAUGAGUACAGUUAUGUGAAAAUAUUAGAGGAGCAGGAGAGGACUGGGAACCUAAAGACUGUUGGAGCUACCGGUAUCAGCUGGACAGUGCUUUUAUUGGUGGUUAGCAGUGACCACAGGUAGAAAUUCCCCAGAAGAUGGCUUCCACUAAUAGCCAAGAGAACAGGCAUUAGAUUGGACUAUUCUCCCUCAUAAUACUGUUGUGCAGGAUCUGAGGUGUUGCUUGAUAAAGAAACACAGGAAACCAGAAAUUGCCUUUAAGCUUUACGUUUUUAUUCAGCUGAACAAAGAUGGGCUCCUCUAAAAGGAAGAAGCCCCGAAUGACAGAAAAUCCCUAUUUUUAUACUUUUUCAUUACAUAAGCAAUCCACCCAGCAAAGCUGACACACAUAAAAUAAAGACUUCACCCAGAAAGAAUGCCACACUGUAGAUAAGAAGGGAGAAAGCAGAAGUAGCUAAAACUCCCAAAAUGUUUACUUAUAAUCUCAAGCAGUAAUACGUUUUCUUAUUAAUGAACAAAGCAUAAAUGGAAAGUUCUUUUUUAAUUAGUGGUGGCUUACUGUUGACAAUCCUUAAUUUUGGUUUACAUUGCCAAUUAAGUGUGCUUCCAGGUGAGUUUCUUAUUGUGUAAUUAUUCUUAUUUUCAGAACCAGAGUCUCCAUUUAUAACUAUAUAGUUUUUUUCUACUGCUGUCAGGUUUCCUUCCAGAAGAAAACUUACUACGAAGGAAAAAAUACAUAGAUCUAAUGGUGCUGAUGUACUCUAUCUGGAAGAACUCACAAAUCAACCCGUUUGGAUAUCUCUCUGUGUAUAUGUAUGUGUAUGUUAAUUUGUGCCUUCAAGUCAAUCUUGCCUCCUAGUGACUCCAUGGACAAGUGUAAUUGCAAGUCAUUAUGUUAUCGUAGACGAGAUUAAACAAUAUGUUUAACUGACAUAUAGAAUUAGUGUUAAUUGUGACUGCUUUUUGCCCUAAGUAUCUACUAUAGUGUUCAUAAGAAAAUUUAAUUCUUCAAGUAGUAUUGUCUGCUUAGUUAAGCCCAGGUUGCAUUGAAAUAGAGCUUUUAUGGGCUUUAUGCAUGUAAUUGUAUGAAGGUUCUAGAUGACAAAAAUUUUCAUUUGUAAUGUUUUUGUUUCUCCAUACAUUGCAUUAUACUUCAUUAAAGAAAAUAUCAAAACUGCACAAUGACUUUGAUGGUUAGCAUUAAAAAAGGAUAACAAAUGUGGGCUGUGUAAGCAGUUUCAUAUUGAAUUAUUCUGUUGGAUUUAGAUGACUGGUCUGUUGCAACAGAUACAGGUAGUCCUCGAAUUAUGACUAUAAUUGAGCCUGGCAAUUAUGUUUAUUUAUCGACAUAAAGCAGGUCACCACCUGAUUUUACACUUUUUUUUGCAGCAGCAUUAAGUAAACCCAUUGAUCACUAUGAGGUGUCUUAUGCCCUAAACAGGAAGUAAGUACCAGUUUCCAGCAAAACGGUUGUGAUCGUGAUCAUGCAUCCAUGAAAUCCUACAAACAGCCAUAAAUGUGGAUUGCUUGCAAAGUGCCCAAAAUAUGGUCAUGUGACAGUGGGGAAAACCCAACAUCAGAACUGGGUUUUCUCUGUGCAAAAAAUUUGGUGAAAAAGGAUUUUUUCCGACUUCCUGAUCCAUUUGCUAAAGUGGUGGUGGACGGAUCUGGCCAGUGCCAUUCUACUGAUACUGUGAAGAAUACCCUUGAUCCAAAGUGGAAUCAGCAUUAUGACCUAUACAUUGGAAAGUCUGACUCUAUAACAAUCAGUGUAUGGAACCACAAGAAAAUCCAUAAAAAACAGGGAGCUGGUUUUCUGGGUUGUGUGAGACUUCUUUCUAACGCUAUCAACCGCCUCAAAGAUACUGGUUAUCAGAGAUUAGAUCUGUGCAAACUUGGGCCGAAUGACAAUGACACAGUUAGAGGACAGAUAGUAGUAAGUCUUCAGUCCAGAGAUCGGAUAGGCACAGGAGGGCAAGUUGUUGAUUGCAGUAGACUAUUUGACAAUGAUUUACCUGAUGGUUGGGAAGAAAGGAGGACAGCUUCUGGAAGAAUUCAGUAUUUGAAUCAUAUCACGCGAACAACACAGUGGGAGAGACCAACACGGCCAGCAUCGGAAUAUUCCAGUCCUGGCAGACCUCUGAGUUGCUUUGUGGAUGAGAACACACCGGUUACAGGAAUAAAUGGUGCAACGUGUGGACAGUCAUUUGACCCCAAGCUAGCCGAAAGGAGAGUUAGAUCUCAGAGGCAUAGGAAUUACAUGAGCAGGACUCACCUGCAUACUCCUCCAGAUCUACCUGAGGGAUAUGAGCAAAGGACAACUCAGCAAGGGCAGGUGUAUUUCCUACAUACUCAAACUGGUGUAAGCACAUGGCACGAUCCUCGUGUACCUCGGGAUCUUAGCAACAUCAAUUGUGAAGAGCUUGGGCCUUUGCCUCCUGGAUGGGAAAUCCGAAAUACAGCCACAGGCAGAGUUUAUUUUGUUGACCAUAACAACAGGACGACACAGUUUACAGAUCCACGACUAUCGGCUAAUUUGCACCUGGUUCUAAACCGUCAAAAUCAACUUAAAGACCAGCCGCCACAGCAGCAACAAGUUGUUUCGCUCUGCCAGCUUUCAGACGAGGCUGAAUGUCUCACUGUGCCAAGGUAUAAACGAGAUCUAGUACAAAAACUCAAGAUUUUGAGGCAAGAGCUCUCCCAGCAACAGCCCCAAGCUGGACAUUGUCGUAUAGAGGUCUCCAGGGAAGAGAUUUUUGAGGAGUCUUAUAGACAAGUCAUGAAGAUGAGACCGAAAGACCUAUGGAAGAGAUUAAUGAUAAAAUUCCGUGGGGAAGAAGGCCUUGAUUAUGGUGGUGUUGCCAGGGAAUGGCUGUAUUUGCUAUCCCAUGAAAUGCUGAAUCCGUAUUAUGGCCUCUUCCAGUAUUCCCGUGAUGACAUCUAUACUUUACAGAUAAAUCCAGAUUCUGCUGUUAAUCCGGAACAUUUAUCCUACUUCCACUUUGUUGGUCGAAUCAUGGGGAUGGCUGUAUUUCACGGACAUUAUAUUGAUGGGGGCUUUACGUUGCCUUUUUAUAAACAGCUGCUAGGAAAGCCAAUUACAUUGGAUGACAUGGAACUAGUUGACCCAGAUCUUCACAACAGCUUAGUAUGGAUACUGGAGAAUGAUAUUACAGGAGUCUUAGACCACACAUUUUGUGUGGAGCACAAUGCAUAUGGUGAAAUCAUACAGCAUGAACUUAAGCCCAAUGGCAAAAGCAUUCCUGUCACAGAAGAGAAUAAAAAAGAAUAUGUCAGGUUAUAUGUAAACUGGCGGUUUUUAAGAGGAAUUGAAGCUCAGUUCCUGGCUCUGCAGAAGGGUUUUAAUGAAGUAAUUCCACAGCAUCUGCUGAAAACAUUUGAUGAGAAGGAACUAGAGCUCAUCAUUUGUGGCCUUGGGAAAAUAGACGUGAACGACUGGAAGGCCAACACAAGGUUAAAACAUUGCACCCCCGAUAGCAACAUUGUCAAGUGGUUCUGGAAAGCUGUGGAGCUCUUUGAUGAAGAGAGGAGGGCUCGAUUGCUACAGUUUGUGACCGGAUCAUCCAGAGUGCCUCUUCAGGGUUUCAAAGCAUUACAAGGUGCUGCUGGCCCAAGACUGUUUACCAUUCACCAGAUUGAUGCCAGCACAAAUAAUCUGCCAAAAGCUCAUACCUGCUUCAAUCGGAUAGACAUUCCUCCUUACGAAAGCUAUGAGAAGCUCUAUGAAAAGCUGCUAACCGCCAUUGAAGAAACAUGUGGGUUUGCCGUGGAAUGAUUGUUUGCAGACGUGCGUGGAACUCUAUUUAUACUCCAAGCAGAAAAUCCUUUCCUCAGCCAUGAUACCAUAAAUGCUUGAAAUAUAGGAAACUCCCCUCCCCUUUUCUACUAGAGGACGAUAUGAGGGAAAGGACCAUUUUUGGAAUUCUUCAUUCAAGAAAAAUGUUCUGUGGCUGCUGCCAAGAAAUAAUUCAGCUGCUAUUAAAAACUAGUAUCUUGAACCUGCAGAAUGCUGACUUUUCCUUCAUUUCAACAGUUAAGCAGUAUUCUCUUUGAAAGACGACUACUAUUUUUUAUAAAAGGUGAUCUUAUUUGUUUGCUUACCUGAUUUCUACUAUCAGAGGCCCAAGGGAUAGCUCUUGGUACAAGCCACAUUCCAGCUUAUAUACAUGUGAUUCUGGAUAAGCACCUGUACUUGCUAUUUUUUUAAAUAAAGUAUUUUGAUUAUUCUGAUUUUUGCAUAAAAUUGGCUAAACGGAUCACAAACCUUUUAAAGUAAGGCCACUUCACAGUGUAAACUAUAUUUUCUUAUACAGUGGAAUGAUUUUAUUCUGUGUUACAAGUUUAAUUUCAGUGGUCCUGUGUCAGGAUUCUUAUAUUUCUCGAGCAUGAAUUAUAAGGUUUGGGUCUUUUCUUCAGUCAGAUUUCUCUAGCAGAAGCUUAGUCCGAAUUAAAUUGCACUGCAUUUGGUACAGUACUUUGUGGUAAAUGUGGAAAGCCCUUUUUAAAAAUGUAGGCAUUCAGCAUUUUUUAAAUGAGCAUUUUUUGUAAAAAGUCAAUACUUGAGGCGUUUUUUUUUUUUAAAAAAAUUGCUUUCCAUUUUAAAUGGAAGUGCUGCAUUUUUUUAAGACUCCUAAAUAUAUAUGGAUGAUAUCAUUAGCCUUCAUAGAUCAUCAGUUGAUUGUUCAAAAACACUCUGUGGAUGUCAAAUCAACCAAAGCUUUUAUGUUCAGAUACAACCAACCUGCACUGUAUGUUAGUUGUUGCUCAAUAAUCUGAUCCAGAAAAAAAUUGCCUUUACUUUGAACUGCUUGUAGUCAAUGAGUUUGUGGUAGUGACGAAUAAGGGAGGGGGGAGACACAAUACAGUCAAUUCAGCGAUGAAAUGCCGAUGUGGUGUAUAAUGUGCUCUGUUAAGUAGCUGGUUCAGAUACAUAGGAAUUUGUCUUUGUUUUAAUGCAAGCAUAUGUGGAAUGCUUAAAAAACAAAAGGCAUCUUCUAAUACUGGUGGCUUAUAUACAUUUGAACACAGUCCUUAAUUGUUAAGGUGUGCAUUUGUCGAAGAUGGCUCACAUCUUGAAGCUUUCUGUGUAAUUCUGUGUGGGUGCUAUGACAAGAACAGCAGCUGGUAUAAAAAUUGCUGAAUGUCAUAAUCAGUAUCAGCAGUGGCUAAUGCUAGUAUUUUCCAUUAAGUAUAUUCCUUCUUACCUGUGUGGCAGAUUAAAGUAGAGCUUGCAUAUGUGAACGAGCCCUCAUUCAGCAGUGCUGAGAACGUUAACAGUUCAGUGCUUACCUUUCCACUGAGAAUCAAGGGACAGUAAACAAUGCAGUGCAUGCUUUAAUAACUAAUUUGUAAGCCGCCACUUUUUUAUUAUAAUGAUAAUCAAGAGUGCCAAUUACACUUUGGAAACUGCGUAGCUUUGCUGGCCGAUCUUUAAGAAAACGUUUUAAAAGAAUGUGAAGAAAAGGCAAGAAGGGCAAAAGCAUGUUCACUGUGUAGUGUUUCUUUUCUGACUUGGUCCAAAUGCUGAUCCUGGAGUCCAGCAGGUUUUUAUGUGUCAGUUGCCAAUUCCAUCAGGCACAUAAUUGCAUUUUGGGGAUAAAAGUAGUUUUCAUUGGACGGUUUGUUCUUGAGAGAAUUUCAUGGUACCUUUGUUAAUGCAAAAGGCAGAAAUAUUGGAAGAAGAAGCGAUUGCACAAAUUGAGACAGUUGUAGUAUAGUAGUCGGUGAGGAUAGAUGGUCUAUUUAUGAUUCAUAGUUGAGCAGAACCAAUGAAGUUUCUGGUAGAUUAGAUUACUGUUUAUGGGCUCUACAGCAUUACAGUUAAUCAAAGCCCGCCACUGAGGCAUGCGUGGCAGCUUAGUUCCAGGAUAGGGAGUUGGUUGCUCUUCAGAUAUUUUGGUUUUCAUAUUCUAACAAUUCCAGUCAGCACAAUCAGUGACAGGUUGCUAAGGUUUGCUACCAAAUAUCUGUCGAGCAUCAGUUUAUCCGCUCCAGAUAAAAUAAAUUUGAAGCUGAUAAGGAACAAGCCCAUAUUUCCCAGUUAGGAUAUCUUCUUUUGUGCCUGUCUGAAGUUGUCUUUUCCUUCAGAUCAUCUCUGGGAUAAUCUAUGCCUUUUUCAGCUGAUCUUUCAGGUUUCAGGAAUAGUAUUGAUUUAUUUUCUAGGUGUUGAAUGAAGAACGUACGGAGCCUGGGUUUUCAUAUACCACCGAGCGCUGAGUGCUGAGCACCUGUGAAGGUGGAUUCCUGCCUUUUAUAAUUGACCAUUCAGGUCCUUUGUUUUGUAUUGGGAGCUUGGAUAAACCAGAUUGUAUCUAAAACCUAUCUUGUUUCUUUGCUCCAUAAGGAAAAUUGGCCUGUUCUUCCUUUUCUGUAGACUUACCAUUAGAUUUCUUGUUUAAGAUGCCUCCAUUUUGAAUAGGAUGAAACCUAGCAAUCUUAGAACAGAAAUUGAGAGCUAAAAGAAUUUGUUGACAGUGAAGACAAUGGGGUGUUAAGUUUGGGGAAGGCAAAUCCAACCUGGUCUCAUUCCAAAACUUACGUUUUUGAACAGUGACUGCACUGUUGCUCUACUUUAAAUUGUGUUCAGAGAACCUUCUAUUACAGCGCUAGUCUAAUAUGUAUUAGGCAAAAUUAAACUAUACCUGCAAUCUUGCUUUGACCAACACUGAGCAGACGAAUGCAAAUGGAAUUCUCAGGUCUUCUGAGUGCCUUUUUAUCUGCAUAAAACCAUUAAAAGCUUUAAAGCACACAACUUACCAGAAGCUUUUCUCAACCCAUCCGUUGCAGAUGUAUAGCCAUGCCUCUUUUCCCAGUGCGAAAUAUGAUGCUGGACCUUUGGAUUUUUACCCUAGGUUUAAAUGUGAAUAUUUAUUUCCAGUGCACCCCUUUUCCAUAGGAUUUCUUCAUCAAUUGUGAACAUGGAUUGAAUAAUUAAAAGAGAUGCCACCUCACAUUUCCAUGCUUUCUUUUCAGGAAUGAAUGUGCUAAUAUGAAUAGUGACAAUUUGCUAGGAUUCAAUGAUUAAGUACUCAGACACGUUUUCAAGUUUAAUUUUUAGGUGUAAAGUUUUGUAAUGGUGCUUUGUACAGUAUGUAUUCUAUUUUUUGCACAUAGGUUCAGUUUCUCUAAACUGAUUUUUAUUUUUACCAAAUGUUUGUGUUUGUACUAGAGUCCAGAGCACACAGAUUUUUGUUUUGUUUUGUUUUAUUUUGUUUUUAUUCUGCAACACUAUAUCUGUUAAACCUGUGGUGCAGUUAAACUGGCUGCAUUAAUGGAAGGAACUUGUGCUUUUGUAUCACAUUUGUAGUGUAGCAUGACAUCAUUGCUACAAACUUUGAACUGCACUAUAUAGGUAACAGAUUCAAUUUGUACUUAAGACAUACUGUUUAUUUAGAAAAUUUCUGACUCUGCCAAAUCCUAAAAGUUUUGUCCAACUAAAAUAAACCUAUAUUUGAUAUACUUCCUUCUGCCACAAACUGACACAUUUUUCAGUUCCAUUUCUAUUGUAUUUAUUGCAGAAUGUGGUUAGCAUUGAUAUUGUAUUUUCACCAAGCUGUUACAUGAGCUUUAACAAUACAUCUGUAUAAAAUUUUUUGAGUAUGUACCCAUGCAGAAAUUGAGCAAUAAAAUUGAAUGCUGUUUGCACUGUCACAGCAUCAUCAAAGGUUUUAAAAA
This is a messenger RNA of Crotalus tigris (Tiger rattlesnake), 10783 nucleotides long. RefSeq names its product SMAD specific E3 ubiquitin protein ligase 2 (gene SMURF2). Gene Ontology annotation, molecular function: ubiquitin protein ligase activity; protein binding. Gene Ontology annotation, biological process: ubiquitin-dependent protein catabolic process; negative regulation of BMP signaling pathway. The record is from RefSeq and is a predicted model, not a curated record. The transcript has 19 exons. Lineage: Eukaryota; Metazoa; Chordata; Lepidosauria; Squamata; Viperidae. The coding region runs from base 4605 to 6884 and encodes 759 amino acids.